This is a messenger RNA of Klebsormidium nitens, 1981 nucleotides long. NCBI's taxonomy places the organism in Eukaryota, Viridiplantae, Streptophyta, Klebsormidiophyceae, Klebsormidiales, Klebsormidiaceae. The record is from the annotation of a GenBank genome assembly.
CUAGGUUGUCACCCACUAGCUGACGCCGAGGGUCACCGAUGGCAAAACCCGCCUGCAUGGGUCUUGCCUAUAGUCUGUUGCUGGCAGCAGCAGCAACUUUUUACCAAAGCUGUACAUAGACUGCGUCUGCUGGAGCUGAUUGGAUAAUGGCGGGGGCAUUGCAUUGCGCCUUCCUGUACGGAGGUGCCCUCCUUGUCGUUGCUGUUCAGCUCAUCAGAAGUGUGGAGGCUCGCGUUAUAAACUACCCUAAGGCGCCUAACGAGACAUACACCGUGUGCACAGUCUCAAAUAUCCCCUACUCCACCUGUGAACUAAGCUCUACCGACAGCUCAACCUAUGGAGGCUAUGCCGUCAAAGUGUUUGAGAAGGCUGCCUCAAAAGUGGGCUGGUCAGAGGACGACUACACUUGGGCUUGCCUGGACUACGACGUUAUGCAGAACGACAUUCUAAACUCAUCAGUGCAUGGGUUUUGUGACGCGGCAGCAGUAGAUAUGCAGAUCCGGCCCAAUUUCCUUGCCCAGGGCGUCCAAUUUGUAUAUCCAGACUUCCACAACAACCUGGCGGUGAUGAUCCAUGCCAAAAUAGAACAGCCGGACGGCUGGAUCUUCACCAAGCCCUUUGCAUGGCAAGUUUGGGGAAUGCUUAUUGUGGCUGCCAUUGCAGUAAGCGUUGGGGUUCACUUGGUCGAGGUACUUUCAAAGCAGUUCACAAGUCGGGAAGUCAGAGCGGGGGUGUCUCUGACGGGUGAACACGGCUUGUUUGAAUCCAUGUGGAUGGCCUUGGGCCAGAUAGUUUCCGCCGCCUCUUUGACGGGGAUCUCCCUGGCUUCCCGCCUCAUCAUCCUCGUGUGGUGCUUCAUGAUACUCCUUCUCCUGACCAUGUAUACCGGAAACGCAGCGGCCCUGUUGACCACUCAACAAUUCAAAACCACCAUCAACUCAAGAUACGACCUGCGUGGUAAGACUUUUGGCGCUUGGGAAGGGGAUGCUGAAACACUCAAUAGCUUUGCACUUCUCCCCAAACUCUAUCCUUGGAACACCGAUGAGGAAUUCCAGGUUAUGUUAGAUGACCUUCAGAGCGGGGACAUCGUUGCGCUCGUCCUUGACAUUGCCCUGGUGCAAUACCUGGCCUCAACGGACUGCAACUAUCAUCUGCAAGACCAGUUUGCUUCCAUGAACUAUGCAACGGCAUUCUGGCCCGGAACGAACCCUGCAUUGGUAGCUCAAUUCAGCGCAGCAGUACUGGAAAUGGAGGUGUCUGGGGAGCUGGACAUGCUCCAAUCCGUACAUUUCACGCAGGGGGCAAGCUGCCCUGUGCUGUCCGCAACCACAAGACCGGUGACGUUCUCGCAGGUGUUUGGACUUUGGGUUGUGCUGGCCGUGAGCAUUGCGGUGGCUAUCAUAAUAUCCAUCCUCAACGGUCAGAUUUCAAAGCGGAAGUACGUGAAUAAGCUGACGAGCAAGGUGAUUGGACAAUGGAAUGUUAGGGGCAAGAAAGCACCCGAAGAAAUUGUGCAAGGGACUGACGUCGAAUCUGGGGAUUGCAUUGAAAGGGAGAGGCCGGCGACUAUGAGAGCUCCAGCCAGUGAUGGAGAGGAUGCUACUCCCGCCACAAAUCCUUCAAAGAACAAGUUCAAAAGCGCAUUACAAAAAGCCGUCCGGAGUGAGUCAAGUCAACUUUAGACGUGCACCUAAAUAGUAUUCUACUGCAACGUAGUUAGUUACACGGCAAUAUAGAAUCAUAGAAGCGAGGAGUGAUUGGCAUAGCUAGUUGUACAUUAAUGCACGCACAGUCCACUUGCCUCGUAAGAGGUCGUGUAACAAGACCCUUGCAAGCGCGUAAGAGGUUGCACAAGCGUCAUACCUAGCCAAUAAUGCCUUCGACCACUGUACUAAUUAACAUGCUAGAAUUAAAGGUCCACGAUGACCGUCCGUACUAGCUGAUUCGCUCUCCCGCAUGACAGUCUCCUAAUUGAUUUUGG